CAGACAACUGACGAACCUCAAGAUGCUCCCGCUAGUCCUGAAAUCCAUUUUAAACCGCUUGUUAACUUAGCCAAGAUAGAAGUAAAGUCACUGGAGGAAAACGAAGAGGCACUUCUGAAGUUGUAAGUAAACCAUCUUUAAACAAAUGAUGCCCCCUUUUCUUUGCCCUUUACUGGUAGCGCUAGUUCGUCAUUAAUUUCCGUAACUGAACAUGUAAAUUUCCUGACAGACGUGCAAAGCUGUACCGAUUUGAAACUAGCGGGGAAGAAAAUGAGUGGAAAGAAAGGGGAGUUGGCGAAGUGAAGAUCUUAAAGCAUGGCGAUAAAGGAACGUACAGAAUUCUAAUGAGAAGAGACAAGACGUUAAAGAUUUGUGCAAACCAUUACAGUAAGUAUUAAAAGCACAAGCCUGUCACGUUUAUUUUAUCUUGUGUAAUUAAAGGCAUGACUAAAUUAAUCAUCCUUUAAUAUUUCAGAUCUCGGAUUUUCAAUAGGUAGAUAUGACAUGCUAUGAGGGUCCUGAAAAUACCCAAAUCAGUUCCAUUAGUGACAUUGGAGCCUCUUGUUAGGAACAACCUCUGACUAUUUAGAUUGCGGCUUAUGCAUGGGGCACGGGGGAUGUUCGGCCCUAAAACCCAAAUGGAACAAACACAUCCUAUUCCAUAAAAUUUUGUGGAACAGGACUCUGAUGUAUUGUUCCCCUGAUAUGGUAGACAUUUUAUGUAGUAUCUUGGCUCUUGUAAUAAAUGGUACUACAUAUACAAACUUACAGCUCUGUCAAUUCCAAGCGUGACCAUCCAUCUCCCCCCACCCAGGCAUUUUUCAAGUGACAUGUUCCCAUGGUGGGACUUUGGUCUUCAAAGGUCUGCCUAAUAAUAGGGAAUUUGAUUGUUAAAUUUCUUAUUUUCUACCACUUUCAAAAAGGAAAAUUGAUGUAACUUAAGCAUACAUAAUAGCUCAGUCAAUUCCAAGUGUGCCCAUGGUUGACAUCGGUCCUUUUUCAAUACUUCAUUUAAAAAUACACCUAUUUAGAAAGCAUAUUUAGAAAGCUGAAAGCUUUAAAAAGAUAUGUGCUGGAAAAGUUCUGUUGUGAUGAGAAAAUACUCGUGUUAAGCUGGUUGGUUGUUUAUUUAUCAUUCACUAUUUUAAAUACCUUCAAAAAUAAAAAAAGUAUUAUUAAAAAUUCUAGUUUAAAGUUCCGUCAUUGAAGUUAGUCAGAUUGUAUGGAUGUGUUCAUUUUGCAAUGGUUAUAACUAGCGGCUAGGAGCGAUUUGCCAAGGGUGCGUCUUUUAUUUUGAUCAGAUUAUUGCAGAUUUCCUAUAAAUAUGGCAUUUUCAGCUGAUUUACUUGAAAAUGCAAUUUUGGUGUUGUUCUGGGGUGGGACAGUUGCACAAUUUUUUUCGGUCCCAACAUAGGGUUUUGGUGUGAACCACCUGGCCCCACUGUGGGGCAUUUGCAACUUCCACCCCCCCCCCUCACCCCCCAAAACCAGUCCCAAACCAGUUCCAUGGGAGUUGAACUCUUUUCUUAUGUAAACACUUUCUGUUGUUCCAAUAAAUUAGCAUAGAUGCUGACCACGUGAGUGAAAACACAGAAUUGCCAUGCCGCAUAACUACAUGAUUUCCGAAUAUUUGGUAGUGAGCAAUCAAUGAAAUAAUUAAUUUACUAAUUUUAUUUUUUCUUGUUUCAGUAACAAAAGACAUUAAUUUACAGCCAAACUGUGGUAGUGACAGAGCAUGGGUUUGGACCGCUGCAGAUUUUGCCGAUGAAGCCGUGAAAACAGAAACGCUGGCUAUUAGAUUUGCUAAUGCUGAAAGUAAGUUUUGCACAAAGGAUGGAAUGAUUUUUACAACUUGAAGCUAAAUUUUUAGGUGCCAUCAGUUCCGUUGUUGAUACUACUCAAGAUUAUUAUUAAUGAAUACCAUGUUUUCUUUUUUAUAAGCAAGACCUGGGGUAUUCAUAGUUAUAAUUCUCCUACCCUUUUUAUGUUUUUAUUCUGCCAAUAUUGCAUGAGGGAAGUGGUGAAAAAGACCUGAAUAUUUUGUGUGCUUUUAAAUCUCAAACCUUUUUUUGGUGGUAUUAGAGAAGGGGCUCUGCAAAUGAGAAACCACCUUUUUAUGAUGUGAAAGGCUGUGUGCUACAUGAAGACCCCAGCUGCAGUCUUUCAUGGAGUAGUGGUUUCUGGCCGUGUACAACAAGAAUUAUGGCCAUUUCCCUAAAUUUUAUUGUGUAACCUGGAGCUUCUUUAUAACCUGGCACCAGUCAAGUAAGUUUCUUCCAUUCCUCUCCUGAGAAAAAGGUAAUCAGAGUUAUCAAUAAAGAAGUAUUAAGAUCUUGUGAAAGUAAACUGCCAAGGUAUAAAUUAAAAGAAGCUAGCCAAUGAAAAUCACACUGUAUGUAAAUUACCUGGAUUAUCUUAAUAGUGCUCUAAUCGUUUUUGGACUUCUUUCUUAACGGCGACUAUUUUGUUGUUAAUAUUAAAAACAGAUGCCAAGAAAUUUAAAGACCUAAUUGUUGAAUGCCAAGAUAAGAUAGGCAUUCCAACAGAUGAACAAGAAAGCGACAAGCUUGCAAAAGAACUUGAAGGACUCGAAGUCAAGGAAAGUAAGGAAGAUGAUGCUAAAGAAAAUGAUUCCGAGAACAAAGAGAAUGAGACAAAAAGUAAGGACAGUGAGCAAAAUGAAUCAAACACUUCAGAAACAGAUGCAUCCGAUGAAAAUAAAAAUACCCCAAGUACAGAGGAUACACCAGAAAAAUAG
Messenger RNA from Porites evermanni, 2758 nucleotides. NCBI's taxonomy places the organism in Eukaryota, Metazoa, Cnidaria, Anthozoa, Scleractinia, Poritidae. The record is from the annotation of a GenBank genome assembly.